AUAAGAAGAAGCACAGUAAUAGCCAAUUAUUUAAUUUGCGGUCUAUCGAUAGGGUAGAAGUGUAGUGAGGUGUUUGGAACAUUAUAUAUACACAAAUUAAGUAUAUACGUAUCAUCCUCGUGCUCUCUCACCCUUGAUGUUUAAAGUUCUCACAAGGUCGUGUAAUCUACUACUAGCCCAAACCAUCAAACAUUCCACCUGCACUACAGUUAACCUCUACAGUACAAUCGCAGCUGGUGCAUUAACAAGAUUAAAAAUGUCGGAAGAAAAACCAAAAAUUGUAUUUGUAUUGGGUGGUCCAGGCGCUGGUAAAGGUACACAGUGUGCAAAAAUUGUAGACCGUUUCGGUUUUGUCCAUCUCUCGGCUGGUGAUUUGUUGAGGGAGGAAAGGGCUCGUGAAGGUUCUGAAGUUGGUGCACUGAUUGAAGAUUAUAUACGCAAUGGAAAGAUUGUACCGGUAGAGGUGACGUGUUCACUUUUGGAGGCUGCAAUGAAUAAAUCAGAUAAAAACAAGUUCCUCAUUGAUGGUUUCCCUCGCAACCAAGAUAAUUUGGAUGGCUGGAAUCGCCAAAUGUCCGAAAAGGUCGAUUUCCAAUUUGUGCUCUUCUUUAAUUGUUCCGAAGACGUGUGCGUCGACCGUUGCCUGAGCAGAGGAAAGAGUGGUUCGGGACGUUCGGAUGAUAACAUGGAAAGUUUGAAGAAGCGCAUCCAAACCUACAACAAUGAUUCCCUGCCCAUAAUAAAGCAUUUCGAAGAACUUGGCAAGGUUAAACAAAUCGACGCCAGUCCCUCGUCCGAUGAAGUAUUCUCUAAAGUGGAAGAGGUGUUUGUACAAAGUGGCUUUUAAUUUUGUGCAGGCAACGUUUCGUGUCGCUACAUACCUGCAUGACGUUGUAUAUCUGUUUAAUUAUUGCCGAUUUGCUUAGAUUUUGUGUCCUUGUAAUAUUUAAUGUUAGUUCAAACGUAAUGGAGACGGUAACAAUUAUUUAUCGAGUGAAAUUAUUGUGGAUUUAAAAGAAUAAAAUUAAUGCUAAGCUCAAUGCUCUAUUAUCAAUUGAAAA
Messenger RNA from Musca domestica (house fly), 1061 nucleotides. Its product is annotated as UMP-CMP kinase. The transcript has a single exon. Gene Ontology annotation, biological process: CDP biosynthetic process; 'de novo' pyrimidine nucleobase biosynthetic process; UDP biosynthetic process. The record is from RefSeq and is a predicted model, not a curated record. The coding region runs from base 137 to 847 and encodes 236 amino acids. Gene Ontology annotation, molecular function: ATP binding; UMP kinase activity. Gene Ontology annotation, cellular component: cytoplasm; nucleus. Lineage: Eukaryota; Metazoa; Arthropoda; Insecta; Diptera; Muscidae.